AUGUUGCUUCGUCUACCCACUUUAUCCCUGUUGGGUCUCGCGGCUGUGGCAUCAGCAACAAACACACCGAAGGACUUCUAUCUUGUCACAAGUUCAAGCCCCAUCUCGUGUCCAAAUUCUUCAGACUUACCAAACGCAUCUGCAAUAUCGACCUUCGAUCCAUACUACCAGGAGGACUAUCUCCUUCGAACGAUUGGCCCGGGUUACAAUAGCUUGCCCGUGUUCAACCUCAAACGGGGAAAUCUUGUUACUAUCGCAAGCCUGCCACACGGUGGCCCAGUAGCGACAUUUACCACGAAACGACCACAAGAUGACACCGAACUUAAGUUCCAUCCGUCGCCCAACACAUCUAGAGGGCCAUUGACCAUUCGAAAUGGCCUCAUAGGCUACCAUGGGAUCAUUAACCGCUGGUUCACCUGCCCCGGCGAUUUUGGAGAAUAUGUUGUCACAUAUAAGGGAGUAAAACCAGGAUGCACGCAGGUCUACCUUCACGCAGCAUCUCAUCCGCCUUACUGA
This is a messenger RNA of Orbilia oligospora ATCC 24927, 516 nucleotides long. RefSeq lists its product as uncharacterized. The transcript is spliced from 2 exons. The record is from RefSeq and is a predicted model, not a curated record. NCBI's taxonomy places the organism in Eukaryota, Fungi, Ascomycota, Orbiliomycetes, Orbiliales, Orbiliaceae. The coding region runs from base 1 to 516 and encodes 171 amino acids.